CGGACACUGUUUGUGUAAAGACUGCUAACAAAGAAAUCGACUGGUUACAUUUGUCAUCUCUUGGUUAACUUGGCGAAAACAUGUCACUCAAAGAAAUCAUGAAAGAUGUUAAUGAUAAUCUUGCGAAAGAGAAAAAGAAACGAGCCAGACUGAAAGACCUGGACCUCAUUGUGCUGGACAACUCACUUCGUGAGAGCACUGUGGGUCAGCUUCGUGGGCACACAUUGGAAAACAAGCGUAGGAUUUACGAUGAAGUCAGAAAGUGUGGAUUCCAGUUCAAGAUUGUGGCAGCCUAUUCCCAUAUGACACGCGUGGAUGACUACUGGGUCGCUGCGAUCGUCCGUGAUUGUGAGGAAGGCAAAGAAGACCUGGGUAACCUAUUUGCAUUCAGUGAGUUUAUCGAGUCGAUCUCUCAAGGUAUUCCUGACACCAAAACUAUUCCAGUGGGUCUGAGAAAGAUGCAAGAGCAGGGAUUGAUCAAUCCUAUCAUAGAGAUAGAUUUGGCCAUAAAAAGUAUGAACUGGGAAAAAUUCACCACGAAGGACAUGUGCCUACUGCUGACUGAAAGAUUCAAAUGGAGCCGAAAAUAUCUGUCCCCAGAUGCCAAGAUCCUGGUAAAUCUAAGAGACUUUCCAGACGCCAUGGUCUAUGAAAUGGAACGACUCUUACAGGUUGUGAACUUCAUGGCAUCUUUACCUGCUACGGAACGUCCUUUUGGAAUUAUCUUUGAGGAGCCAACAGGCAAGUAUUUGCCUGAGGAGGUUGGAGCUUGGACUGCUGGUGUACGAAAGAUCAUGGACUCCCGCGGUUGGAGCAAUGGAAACCUCUUCGUCCAUGUUCACAAGAAGUGGGCUCUUGGAGAAAUGGUGCAGCUUGAAUGCCUUAUAAACGGAGCUAACGGUAUCUGGGCAAGCGUUUGUGAAGAGGGAGCUGCUCUUGGUCACGCAUGUUCUACAGUCACGCUGAUGAACCUCGUUCGAAUGGGGAACGAAAAGGUCCUAAAACGCUACAACUGCCCCGCCCUGAGGGACGCUGCAUCUAGCGUGACUAAGAUCACCACUGGCCUUCCACCCCAUCCCAAGCAAGUCAUCUAUGGCGACAGGGCGCUGGACUUAGCAUUUGACUUUGGAAGUAUAGCAGGUGGAACCGUUGGGGAAACCGACUUUGACUUAGCGGCAUUCUUUGGAGUGGAGGCUCCGGUGAGAAUCAGCACCCUUUCCUCCGAGCGUAUGAUCCAGGAAAGGCUGAUAGAUCUAUUUGGUGAGGAUAGGCAGUUUACGAUGGCAAUGGCUGAGGCUAUGAAAGAAAAAAUGCUUGAAGACCUGAGUGGUAAUAGGAAAGAAGAGUACAUGAGCGAGGCAGGUAUAGCAUUGCUGUUUGAUCGCGCAGGAGGAAAACUCACGGCCAACAUGGCUCGAGUGAUUCAACGAGUGAAAGUUACGAGUGUACACGCCCAACAUCUCAUUGAAGAGGUUCGCAGUAUGUGGAACGAGUGGGACAUCGAGGAAGAUAAACCAAAUGACGAUCAGCUAAUGUUCCGCUCUUUCUACAACGGGUUCAUGGCUCCUUACUUUGGUUGCUUCAUGUGCGCUGACACACAGAAGGCCUUGCAAGCCAUCAACAUGGAUAAUGACGGGUACAUCGACUGGAAUGAAUUCCUGGUUUACCUCAAGUGGGCGGUGCGUGAAUAUCCCAACAUCAAAGAUGUCGAUGAGUUGUUACACGUGGCCUUUAAUAAGGGAAUCAUUCCCGCCAUGCGAGAUGAGAUCCAGGACAAAGAAAGCUUUUGAAAGGCAGUCUACAGUCACAGCCCCAUAAUAUCAACAAGUUAUAACUUCGAACUUUAUUGACAGUGGUUAACCCUUAGAAGGUUCAGAAUUAUAAUUUCAUUAUAUGUCAUAAGCAGUGUUAGGAUUCUUACUUCAAGGCUUUCGCUAUGCAAGAAAUACCGUAUUGAUGUUUAAUUACGGUCCAACAUAAAUUUAAUAUUUUCAUUGAUUCACUAAUUCUUCUCUAAAAUGAAACCAGAAAUGGAGUCUAGAAAAUUCGUUGUUGAAAACGAGUAGUAGGUUUCGACCAAAUUAAUUGCCAAGGCGAGACUUAAAAUGUCUCACAAAAAGAUCAAUUAGUUUAUAAAUGUAGAGGUCUUUGUAAAAUUUAUUCCUAAUGCACCGCUCAGUGACUUUAUAAGUUCAUUUUAGGUACUGAAAUAUCCCUCAAACGACAUGCAUGCGAUUGACAUAAAAGGGGCUUAAAAUA
Messenger RNA from Pocillopora damicornis (cauliflower coral), 2259 nucleotides. RefSeq lists its product as uncharacterized. The record is from RefSeq and is a predicted model, not a curated record. Lineage: Eukaryota; Metazoa; Cnidaria; Anthozoa; Scleractinia; Pocilloporidae. Gene Ontology annotation, molecular function: calcium ion binding.